Aspergillus melleus is the source of this 300-nucleotide messenger RNA. RefSeq lists its product as uncharacterized. The transcript has 2 exons. NCBI's taxonomy places the organism in Eukaryota, Fungi, Ascomycota, Eurotiomycetes, Eurotiales, Aspergillaceae. The coding region runs from base 1 to 300 and encodes 99 amino acids. The record is from RefSeq and is a predicted model, not a curated record.
AUGCCUGUUACUCCUACUGGUUCCAUUCCCAAGCGUGAACAGUCCGUCGAUUUAGCCUCACUGAAGCAACUGCGCGCGGAUCUGAAGCUCGCUACUUCCAGCCUGGUUGCAGCGAACAAGGUCCUGGACCGCUUGAGCCCCAUAAAUGGGUUCAGGAAUGCCAUCUUGGAGGUCCCAGCAUAUCAAGGCUACAUAACACGCCCUUUGCAUGCCUAUUCUGAUGCAAGGGUUCGGUAUGAAACUGUCCAGAUCAUCAACGUUCUCCGUUUUGACGGCAUUGGUUGUUAUCUAUUGCUUUAG